This is a messenger RNA of Chlamydomonas reinhardtii, 2736 nucleotides long. RefSeq lists its product as uncharacterized. Gene Ontology annotation, molecular function: protein binding. The coding region runs from base 197 to 2644 and encodes 815 amino acids. Lineage: Eukaryota; Viridiplantae; Chlorophyta; Chlorophyceae; Chlamydomonadales; Chlamydomonadaceae. The record is from RefSeq and is a predicted model, not a curated record. The transcript is spliced from 6 exons.
UUCAAUCAAGGUGGCAAAACCUCCUGCCUUGCGCAGAACUUUUGGCGGCGAGGCCAGUACGUGACCUUACCGCCAACCGCCUUGAAUUCACGAGCAGUCAGCCAGACGUCAAACAUGCCUUGAGAGGUGUGCUAGUUCGCUUGAGAGCAUCGCUGCACCAGCAGCAAACCCGCGACAGCCUCUUCUCCAUUCGUCCAUGGGUCACGCUGGCCCUUCGAAUCCUGCCCCGCUGCUGCAGCGGCGGCGCGGCAGCGCUACGCCCAUCGCCCAGCCGGCACACCUUCGCAGCCGUGAUGCUGGCGCGCGUCGGCGCGCGCCUGCUACUGCCACCGCCUCCACCCUAUCACAGGCAAGGGCUGUAGCAGCUGCGGCACUGGUGCUGGGUCUCAGCUCUUUCGCCGCGGUCUCCUGGGCGCAACAGCAACAGCCGCAGCAGCAGCAGCAGCAGCCCCAGUUUGACCUGGGUGCGGCGGUGCCGCAGGGAGACAGUACCUACCGCACAGGCAACGGCGGCUUGGGUAUCGGGGCCACCCUGCUGCGGCUGCCCCUCCUGGGUGGCAGUCUCGGCGUUGGCGGUGGCGUCAAUGGCGGUGGCGGCGGUGGCGGCGGUGGCGGCGGUGGCAGUGCCGGUGGCGCCUUGGGCGGUGGCGCCUUGGGCGGUGGCAGCCCUGGCGGCAGCAACAGCGGCAGUCGCUCGGGCGGCGCUGGCCUCGACGCUCUUCUCAGUGGUGGUGGGGCGAGCGCUGGUGUUGGCGCGGCUGCCGGCAGCGGCGGCGGCGGCGCCAGUGCGGCGGCGGGCGGCGGCCUGCUGUCCUGGGCUGGUGUGGAGGGCGCAGUGGAGCAGCUGCGGCAAGAUGCCUCCCUGGCCGCUGACAGUGCGGUAGGCCGCGCCGCGCAGCUCGCCAACAGCACUGCGGCGGCCCUGCAGCGCCUGCGGCAGGACGGCGCAAGCGCCCUGAUGCCCAGCGGCACCGGCGCCGGCGGGCCGGCCGCCUCCGCCGCUGCCGCCGAGCGCCUCUCCCAGUCCGCCGGCGGACAAGGCAGCUCGGGCUCCCUGGCUCCACAGCGCAUCCAGUGGCAGUGGAGCGAGGACCAAUGCGGCAGCUGCCCGCCAGCGGCCCAGCCUGUGUGCUGCCGCCAGCGCGUGACGUACCGUAACGCCUGCAAGGCCGUCGCCUGCCACAACGAGGUGGCGACGUCGUGUGUGCCGGGCCGCUGCGACAACGGCACCGCCACACCUACCAACUCUGCUACGUCCGCCGCGGGUGCCGCCAGCAGCACUUCGACUCCGGCGCCCGGUCAGAGCACCGCGAGCACCGCCGCUGCGCCGCCGCCGCCGCCUGCCAGCAAUGCCAACACCCCUACUCCCAACAACUCUACGGGCAGCGCCUUCACCAGCAGCAGCAACACUGACAGCACCAGUAGCACCCCCGCUCCCGCCCCGGCCUCGGACUCUGGCACGGCAAGCAGCGGCCCUGACCCCGCACCUGCUGCCACUGCUGCCGCCGCAAGUCCAGCACCUGACAACGCACCGGCGACCCCAUCAAGCGACAGCGGCGGCACGUCCCCCACACCAGACAGCUCCAGCUUCCGGUCAGUCGCCUCAGCACCCAGUGGUGCGUCCGCCGCCUCCGGCACUCUCGGCACUCCCAGCACUCCCAGUAGUGCUGCCACAAGCGGCCCCGUCAUUGCAACCUCGACCAGCAGCACGGCCGCUGCUGCUGAUGCCGCUGAUGCCGCCACCACCAACGUUCCAAGCACCCCCAGCACCACCACCGCACCCAGCGCCAGCACCGGCGCCAGUGCCAAUGCGGCCCCCAGUGACAAGGACACCGCGCCCUACACCUACUCCAGCGACCCAAGCGGCGUGUGCGGCUGUGUGGGUGAGCUGGCGGCCGGCGGUCCGCUGUGCUGCGGCGGCCGUGCCUACUCCAACAAGUGCGCGGCGCAGUGCCUUGGCGAGCAGCUGGACACGUGCACAUCAGGCUGGUGUAGGGCCGGCGCGGAGCCUGCCCCGAUGCUGCAGCAGUCCUCCGGAGACGUAGCCAUGCAGCAGCCUGUGCGCGGCGUGUUCAGACCCCUGCUGCCCCUGGUCGAGGCCCUGCCCUCGUUCGCGGCCGCCACAGCCGGCGGCAGCAGCAGCGCCGCUCCGCAGCCCGCGGCGGCGGCGAGCAGCAGUGCAGCACAAACCCAGGCCGCCGACGCAGCCACCACCGACACUGCCCUCGCAGCUGCCGCCCUCCCCGCGCCUGCCUCAGAGCCGCAGCCGCAGCCGCAGCCGCAGCCGCAGCCGCAGCCGCAGCCGGCGGCGGUACCGGCCCCAUCAGCAGCCCCCGGGAGCUGCGACUGUGUGCCGCUGUGGGCGCCUGUGUGCUGCGGCGGCAAGACCUACAUGAACGGCUGCAGCGCCCGCUGCGCCGGCGGCGUCACGGACCUGGGCGCCUGCGUGUCAGGCGUCACGUGCAGCGCCGCCGCUGCCCAUGUGGCACCUGAUGCGGUGGAGGGCGCGGCUGGAGGGUCAGCAGCAGGUGUGGAGGUGGCUGAGGUGCAGACGGGGGCGGGGGCGGCGCUGCUGCCCGUGGUGACGGUUCAGCCUGUAGCGCCCGCCGCGGGCACUUUUGGCGUGCAACAGAAGAAGAGGUAGAGCCGUAGAGGAUAGCCUGGGCGUGGCCCCAAAAGCUGUAGAAAGCCACGGAGGCCAAAUGAAGGCUGCGGGUGUGUCGUGAUACUGAUCCU